Gigantopelta aegis is the source of this 1469-nucleotide messenger RNA. Its product is annotated as G-protein coupled receptor moody-like. The transcript is spliced from 2 exons. Gene Ontology annotation, cellular component: membrane. Gene Ontology annotation, biological process: neuropeptide signaling pathway. The record is from RefSeq and is a predicted model, not a curated record. Bases 211 to 1263 code for a protein of 350 amino acids. NCBI's taxonomy places the organism in Eukaryota, Metazoa, Mollusca, Gastropoda, Neomphalida, Peltospiridae. Gene Ontology annotation, molecular function: G protein-coupled peptide receptor activity.
GUGCUGUAUGACCAAUUGUGUGUCACAAUAACGUACAAGCCUAGUCUACACGAUACUGUGCAUAUGACCCAUGCGACAUGCGAAUCUACUUCAUAUUCAUUCAAGGUUACGGUCAUUGGAAUUUCGUGAAUUUAACAAGUCAUAAAAGAGAAUAACUGCAGUAGGAUGAUGAACAGUCAUUGAAAUUCAGGAGUUUAACUCAAGUAAUACAUGAACGUUAUACCGGUCAAUAACUAUCAAUGGACAAUGGUAUAUAAUAUUUCUGAACUUUCUGUCAACAUUUCUUCAAGUGGAGCAACCGAGGACCUCAGAAUUGUACAGCUUGUGUUUGCAUUGAUUCUGUCUGUUGUUGGCUUGACUGGUAACAGUUUCACCAUUUACCGCAUCAUCAGUGAGUCUCUGUACAGACAGGUGUGCAACAAGUACAUCCUAAACCUCAGCAUCAACAAUCUGAUCACAUGUGUCAUAGUAAUACCAAUUCUCGGCGUUAGCUUCUACAAGCAGAAAUGGAUAUUUGGAGAAGGACUCUGCUACUUUUACCCAUACCUGAUGCACACCACGUUGUGCUCAGAGACCAAUGCACUGCUUCUGAUCACGAUAAAUCGCUACUGCAUAGUCGUUCACCCACUAUUGUACAACAAACUUUACAAUAGGAAAUAUUUCAACGUAUUUCUUAUUGGUUCGUCAUGGCUGGUCUAUCUGGUGAUCCAGACUCUUCCACUAGCAAAGAUUUGGGGUAAAUUUGAAUACAACAAACACAAACAUUACUGCACAUAUGCUGACGAUUCGGAGACGAAAACAUUCAUUGCAUCCUUGUGUGCGCUGAUAUUACUAACAAACCUGCCAAUCCACGUGUUCUGUUAUGGAUCAAUUCUGUGGAAGUACAAAAGGUCCAAAAAGCGGAUGAGUAUUGUUCAGAGCAGCAAUCAACGAAGGGAGCGCAGAAAGGAUGCGAGAGAGCCGAUGAAUAUUGUUCAGAGCAGCAAUCCACCAAGGGAGUGCAGAAAGGAUGCGAGAGAGCCGAAAAUGAACAUGUCGUUAAUGAGGAUGAUAAUUGUCAUCAUUCUGUGCUUCACCCUCACCCACACCCCAUUUCUGGCCGUGAACGCAAUUGACCCCACGUUGACCCUGACAGGAAUAACAGUGUACAUGGUGAUGGCAUACAUCGCCCUGUGUCACACAGCCUUCAACCCCAUUGUGUAUGCGCUGAUGAAUAAACAGAUCUGCAACAACAUGUGCAGGCCAACACUCUGCUGUCAGUGAGGCAGUGACAUGUAAUCCCCUGGGAAAUUAUCUCCCUUUGAUUUUCAGUUCAAGAUAGCUCCUCUGUGAGUUAUUAUAUGUGUAGACCGGCCUCGGUGGUGCAGUGGUUAAGCCAUCAGACUACAGGCUGGUAGGUACAGGGUUUGCAGCCCAGUACCAACUCCAACCCAGAGUGAGUUCUUAAAGGGCUCAAUGGGUAGGUGUAA